This is a messenger RNA of Aspergillus wentii DTO 134E9, 1551 nucleotides long. RefSeq names its product WD40 repeat domain-containing protein. The transcript is spliced from 3 exons. The coding region runs from base 1 to 1551 and encodes 516 amino acids. Lineage: Eukaryota; Fungi; Ascomycota; Eurotiomycetes; Eurotiales; Aspergillaceae. Gene Ontology annotation, cellular component: nucleolus. Gene Ontology annotation, molecular function: protein binding. The record is from RefSeq and is a predicted model, not a curated record. Gene Ontology annotation, biological process: ribosomal large subunit assembly.
AUGGCGACUCUUCUACCACCUCCCAGCAAGCGUCAGAAGACGGAUAUUGCUGAGAAGGCGCGGCAACAGCAAGAAAUUCAGGGUAUCCCCGACGACCUUGGCAGCGUUCGAGUGCAAUUUUUCGACCAGGCGACGGGGUCAGCAACUGGGCCUGCGGUUUCGGUCCCUGUUGCGGAUGCAAAUGUCAAGAAUCUUGAGACUCUGCUGAACACACUACAAGGAAAUGAGGAUGAUGAUGAACGAGUACCAUACCGAUUCACAUACCAAUCAGAAGGCCAAGACGGGCAAACAAUCGAUAUUCUCGCCGAUGUAUAUCACUCUCUACUCAAGCCAGGCUUAAAGACCACCGAAGAUACCGUCCAUCUCUACUAUACCCCGCAGGCAGUAUUCCGAGUGAAGGCCGUCUCACGAUGCUCUGCCUCUAUCGCCGGACACGGAGAGUCGAUUCUAGCGACUUCAUUUUCACCAGUUUCUUCCUCUACAAUGGUUUCCGGAAGUGGUGAUUCCACCGCCCGCAUCUGGGAUUGCGACACCGGCACUCCCAAGGCCACAUUGAAAGGACACACAAGUUGGGUUCUGGCAGUCAGCUACUCGCCCAAUGGAGCGUUGAUCGCCACUGGCAGUAUGGAUAACAGUGUGCGCAUCUGGGAUGCAAAGAAAGGAACGGCGCUGGGAGGACCGCUCAAGGGACACUCAAAAUGGAUCACCAAUCUGGCAUGGGAGCCUUACCACCUACAGCAGUCAGGAAGCCCACGAUUGGCAUCUGCAUCUAAAGAUUCGACCGUCCGUAUCUGGGAUGUGGUAACGAGACGAAUGGACAUGUCCUUGACGGGACACAAAGGCUCCGUGACCUGUGUUCGCUGGGGCGGAACGGGUAAAAUCUACACAGCCUCGCACGACAAGACAAUCAAGGUCUGGAACGCUACCAACGGAACUUUGAUUCAAACAUUGUCUGCGCACGCGCACCGUGUGAAUCAUUUAGCCCUGUCGACCGACUUUGUCCUCCGCACAGCGUAUCACGACCACACGGGCAAGGUUCCCAAAGAAGAUGCGGAAAAGGUUACGACGGCCCGGAAGCGAUUCGAACAAGCCGCCACUGUUAACAACAAGAUUGUGGAAAAGCUGGUGUCCGCAAGUGACGACUUCACAAUGUACCUGUGGGACCCCGAGAGCUCGACCAAGCCUGUAGCGCGGUUGUUGGGUCACCAGAAGGAGGUCAACCAUGUGACCUUUUCCCCGGAUAUGGCGUACAUUGCAUCAGCCGGGUUUGACAACCAUGUCAAACUGUGGAAUGGCCGCGACGGAAAAUUCAUCACCACACUGCGAGGCCACGUUGGUGCUGUUUACCAGUGCUGUUUCUCAGCUGACUCCCGGCUCCUGGUCUCCUCUUCCAAGGACACCACAUUGAAGGUGUGGAAUGUUCGUACUGGCAAGCUAGCCAUGGACCUUCCCGGACACCGCGAUGAGGUUUUCGCUGUGGACUGGAGUCCUGAUGGACAAAAGGUUGGAAGUGGAGGAAAAGACAAGGCCAUACGGAUAUGGAGAAACUAG